Molecule: messenger RNA, 4739 nt
Organism: Ostrea edulis (European flat oyster)
Lineage: Eukaryota; Metazoa; Mollusca; Bivalvia; Ostreida; Ostreidae
Product: GATA zinc finger domain-containing protein 14-like
Exons: 2
Coding region: 93-3047 (984 amino acids)
Molecular function (GO): serine-type endopeptidase inhibitor activity
Source: RefSeq, a predicted model, not a curated record
CUACAAAACAACCUGUGACGUCAUAUAAUGAUCCAAAUCCACUUAGUGUUACUGUGAAUGACAGCAAGAAAUUGGAGAAAAUAUUUGGCCAAAUGAUGCCCUCUACAGGAAAUACUAAAAUUCCAAUAGGAUUUAUCCUUACACACAAGCCUUUCACCGAUAGUAUUGAAAUGCAGAAACGCUUUCCACUGUUGUACGAAAAGGUAAUCAAACCAAUGAAGUCUGGCGAGACAGCAAAUAACUUUCAAUCUCACAAUGAUGCAAAUGGAAGACGUCAACAAUCGGACACAAACAGCCGGGUUGGAGGUCAUUCACAUGAUAGUCAAAUAACGAUACGCAUGGAUAACAAAGGAAUACCUGAAAGUCAAGUAAGACUCAAUCAGCAGUCAUCCCCUUCACGUCAAGAUGCCUCUCAAUUCAGCAAUACUAUGUCAAAUGAACAGCCCUCUAAUCAACAUACCAACGACAAUCAUCAGAUGACACACAAUGCUCAACAACACCAACAACAACAAAGCCCUAAAACAUCCCAUGAUACAUUCACUCAACAACAGCACUGGCAAGCACCAAAUCACCCAAGACGUAAUCAGCAAAACCAGCCGCAGCAAAACGAUCCUGCGAGACGACAAUCAGCAAUGCAAAGUCCUCAUGGAAGACGACAAAAAUUUAUGGAGUCCACACAUAAUCACUUCCGUAGAAGGAACCAACAACAAUUCAAUCAACAAGAAUACCAAGCGUAUCUAACAACGACGGCGAAACCAACAGAAGCAACCACACCAGUUUACAUUCAAAACACAUAUCCACCAAUAUUCAAUAUGCUUGUGAAGAAUUCUCUACCACCAACUCAGACUCCAAAACCUCAAACCUCUCAUAGGGGAAAUACAGAAAACAUGCAGCCAGCUACUACUCAUGCUAAGGUCACAUAUUCCCCUCAAAGUAACGGUAAUAUAGGGACACCCUCUGCUACCUUCGUCCAGGAGAAUCAUCUAAGACUUGGCGGGCCGUCCUUCAAUCCCGUCCGUGAAAAUAUAAGGUUCGGGAAUCAAAUAUCUGGUCCAAUUUUAGAUAGCCUCCCCGAACUCCAGCUAUAUGAAACAAGAGAACCAGUCCUGCCUUUUAAUAUGAUCUCUGAAAACAAAACAAAAUCUGAGAACAUUGUAGUCAGAAAUUCUCAAAAUAUCCUUAUGGACAAGAGCGAAAGAAACACACUUAAGCUGUCGAGUAUCGACCCAUAUUAUUCAAAGGACAUGCCAUCCGGAACAAAAAUAGAAAGGAUAUCCACUUUGACACCGGCGAAGACCGAGACUACAUACUUCAUGGCUCCAACUACCCCGACAAGGAGUCCUCCGUUGAUUGAAAGAAAAGCAGACGUCCCAUCUAACAACGAGGCCAACUUUGGUCGUUUCGGUAACUCUAAUCAACAUCAUCAGAACCCAAUGAACAACCCUUCAAGGCAUCAGAAUAGGAAUGCACAUAACCAUAAUAAUCAAAACAACAAUGAUCAAAUUACACGCAUGGACAGUGGAGCGGAUCAUGUAAGUAAUCGGCAAGAGUUCCCACAAUCUAAUCAAAGACAGAGAUCAAGGAAUGCUCAUUUACAUAACAAUCAACAACAAAUCCGUAAAACAACACACAUAACAGUAUCUAUCAAGAGCACCAAACCACCCUCAGCGCCUGUGCUAGGAAUCCACAAACAAAGACACUCCUUUGAGACACCAGCUCCCAAUCUCCCCUCCAACAAAGUUCAGGACAGAACACCUGAUCAAAAUCCCAUUAGACAUUUUGAGGUGGGUUCUCGAAAUAGAUGGAAUAAUCACGAUAGCAAUGCGGGAUUCAUCAUUAGUCCAGUCAAACAUAAAAAAGACGCAAAUCAAAAUCAGCAAAGCAACCAGUUUGCACGUACGUCUGAUACAAGCAAUCAUCAGUCUCGUCCUUCCCAUUCAUUUGACAAGGUUGCCUCUUCUACAGCUCAAAAUGAACACAACAAACAAGUCAAAGAUCAAAUGAUUCCUCAAACACAUGCAAGUUCUAAUCAUCAUGGAAAUCAGAUUUCGCAUACUGAAAGACGACUAAAUGGGGUCAACUCUCAUCGCAGAAAUGGUCAGCAGGGGAUCCCUGUACCUCCUAAAAUGGAUAAAUCUUCUGAUCCGGGAUUUUUCAUUUCGUCUCCAAAAAACAAUGGUGGAAAAAGACGAGAUAAGCAUACUGAAAUCAACAAGUCCGUUCAAAAAUCUGACUCACCCGGAAUGCAAUCACCAACACCGACUCCAACACAAGGAUAUCUUAACUUUUUAGCUGAUUUUGGUGGCAUUGAAAGCUCAAUUUCGUCUCAGUCGAACCAUGGUCACGAUAAGGUAAACAACAGGCACUCUCAAUCUAGAUCCAUACCGCAUCAGAGAUCGGAAAGUGGAUUAAGGUCAUCUUCAUCUGGACAAACAAGAAACUCACCGAGUUCAAUAAGAAUUAGUCCUACUCGAUCUUUACAAGACGUACAUAAUAGACGGCGGUUUAUAAAUCGAUUUCAAAGGAGGCCUGGGUUUGGCAGGGCUUCUCAUCAGAGUCACAUGAAUUUCCCAGCAAAAGUUGAACCAACAACGACUACUACAACAACUACUACUACAACUACUACCACAACUACACCAGCCCCUUCAAUUCGCAGUCAUCAAGCGGGAAAUCCAUGUUCUCUACCAAAGGCUUCCGGGCAGUGUCAUAAUUUCCAGACUGCGUAUUACUAUGAUACGGCGACUAGACAAUGCCACCUGUUCAUGUAUUCUGGUUGUAACGGUAACGCAAACAGAUUCAACACGAGGAUCCAGUGUCAACACACAUGUCAAACGCGACAAACAAAACAAACUGCGCCCAGCCCCAGUUCCCGGACCUCCAUGUGUAGGAUACCUGUGGAAAAGGGAACUUGCAGGAAGUGGACUGCCCGCUAUUACUACGAUCAUAGAAUACGAAACUGUCGCUUUUUCUGGUAUGGGGGUUGUGGUGGAAACGAAAACAACUUCUCAACAAUGGCAGCGUGUCAGCGGCAAUGUUACGGCUCCUGAUGAUUGUCGCCUUGGUUUUAUUUAUAUUUUGGUGCUGUGCAAUCGUCCAUUUAUAUUCAAAGUCAAACGAUGGGCAGUGUUUAUUCAUUUGUGGUGUACUGUAUCAAGAAAAGACGGAGAAAAGGUGGUGAAAUAAAACAUAGUCGUCUUCUACCUCAUGAAAUCACAUCACGAACAUGUACUGGUAUAUCAUUAGAAAUGAAGAAGAGAUAAUAAAAUUAUGUGCAUCCCACACGUCCCUAUAACGAGGCCAUGUAAAUAGUUCGAUGUCUAUCCGAUAGCCCGUGUACUUAAAUCUAACGACAUUCGUAUGCAAAUAUUUUUGUCGGAGUUAUCAAUGAAGUGCUUAGUAUUCACAUUGUGCAUCAGUGGGAACGUUAAACCUUCAAGGUUGCGCCAUACAAUUUAAGACAAGGUAAAUAGGGUUCAUUUCGCAUACACUUAUACAAAUCUCAGUUCCAAAGAACAAAGCCAAGCAAAAGAGGAUACUCGAGUAUUUGUUUAAAAAUUUGAGAUAUUUAUCAAUCACGUUGAAUUAUAAAUGGGUAAUUGAGAUCGGCCUCAAGUUAUCUAACUUAGGACGACAUCACCCAAAAAUGUGUUUACAGAAUCAAUGCUCAUUUUGAUUUAAUGGUUUGCUUAUCAAUUACAUACACUCACAAUAGAGUUACCUUACUUCUUCAAGUGAAGAUGGAAUGGUUUUGAUAACGUGCUAUCUAAGUUUUUGUUGCUGGAUACAUAUUAUUAGCUCUGGACUUAAGGAGGAGUAACACAUCUCCAUCAUGGCUGACUUUCUUUUGAAGCAUGCAUGGGAAUAUAAAUAUUAACAAUGCUUGCAUAUUCAUCUCAAAUCUAAUUACCUAGCUGGGUAGCUACCGAUGUUGACGUGCUGAUUGCUGAGCUGUAGAUCGUGGGAUCAAGUCUAGCAAGGGUUUCAUUUGUUUUCAAAUUACCUUCUCCUAAACCUGCAUCUUUUAACACUAAACAUGGUAAAUUUGGAGAUUUUCAAUUUCUGAAUAUUAAUGUAGAUAUCCCCCAUUUUCCGAUUUCGAUGAUAUGUGUCACUCCUUCUGAAUGACUCUUUAAUAACUUCUUUCUAGACUUCUUUAUUUAUAAACACGUUACACAUCCUGUUAUCCCUCGAACAGAAAACAGAUUCCACGCAGUGAAUGUCAUACAGCAAAUACAAAUGGGAACCAGCAUAUAUCAUUUCUAAUGGGAACCAGCAUAUAUCAUUUCUAAUGAUGGUAUACUCUAAAUCAAAGUUUGCAGAUCCUGCAAUAGCACGCACAUCCUUUCUUAAUACUGAUAUGUUUCGUUCUCUUUAAGGAUAUCUUAAUGUCUCUUUGGUCAAUAUGUCUCAUAUGUCUAUAUCUCAUACAAAGAAACGAAAUGGAUAUGUGCAUCACAAUCUACACUGUAAUAUAGAACAUAUCAAAAUUAACUUUAUAUGUGAGCCUACUUUUUGUACGAAUAUGUAUUUUCGAAGACAAUUGACCUAUGGUUUUGGUUGAUAUACAAUGAUUAUUUUACGUCUUUGAUUACCUUACGAUUCGAUGUGGUAUUGUUACCGUUUCUGUUUCUUAAGUAAUUGAAGUUGUAAGUAAAGUUACUGUGUUUUUUGUUGAUAAUUUAUUUUGUGAAUAAUGUUAUAUUGGUUGAAUUUUUCCAACAAUAAACUGUUUAAUAUAU